Messenger RNA from Purpureocillium lilacinum, 648 nucleotides. The record is from RefSeq and is a predicted model, not a curated record. Lineage: Eukaryota; Fungi; Ascomycota; Sordariomycetes; Hypocreales; Ophiocordycipitaceae.
AUGGAGCGGACGGUUGUGACGGCGUUGACGAGGCAUUGUAACUCAGACGGACGUGGUAUAUGCCCAAUCAACUUGAAGCGAACGGCGCUGAAGCAGAACGAGGACUACGAAAUGAUGAUGCACGUGGCUUUGUAUGCCCGAUACCAUAGCCGUAACACCCGUAUGGCUCUAUCCUUGCCGGCCAGGAAGAAGUGUCCCUCCCCUUCCUGGUGGUGUCCAGUGUCCAUCCUACCCUACAUGCAGCCCGCUGGUUGCCGGCAUCCGCACUGCAGCAAAGGCAGUGUCCGUGCCAUCUCCGUAGAUUGGAGAAAGACGCCGAACAACCAAGGUAGGCGAGCAAUAUCCGCUGUGACGAGUGGCAUGUAUGCCGCAGCUCUCGUCACCUUGACCGCAACUCGCGCCACGUCACCAGCAGGGCGCCUUGACCGGGCGACUUUGUUCCUUUCCUUUCUUUUCUACCCCUUGAAGGGCUUCAGGCGCGUGAAAAAGACACUCGUCACCGCCAAGAAGGAAAGCGCGCAUGCAGCGCAAUUCGCUGCCGUAUGUAUUCUCGUGCAACGGGUGGCCUCAAAGGGCAAGGUAUCCCUGCCGAGAGCCACGUUUUUGGGAUCAGCAAGAGGCCCGGACGACCCAACCUGGACAGCGUAG